Molecule: messenger RNA, 842 nt
Organism: Moneuplotes crassus
Lineage: Eukaryota; Ciliophora; Spirotrichea; Euplotida; Euplotidae
Source: the annotation of a GenBank genome assembly
UAUUUUCUAAAAUGUCUGGUGAAAGUAACCUAAAAUACCUGGCCCUCGGAGUAGUAGCAGCUGCUGCCGCAGGAGCCUUCGUGUAUUUUACAGUCAAUAAUGAGGCUGAAGAGGAGGAAGAUGUGCAGGAAGCCCAGGAAGAACUUACUUUAGAUAGAGUAAAAGAGAUGUUGAACGAAGAUAUAGAGAAACUGAAGACUAUUGAGAUGAAAGAUGUCCAUGGGUUAACCCAUCCUUUCCUUUUCGAGGUUUUUAGAGUGCUGAAGAAAUAUGUCACUCUUGUGCAGUCUAUUGAUGGAGAGACCCAGUUUGAACAGAGAAUUCAGCUGUUGAAGGAUGGUAAUGAGGAAGAAUAUGCUAAGCUUAAAGAGACUAUUAAUAAAGAAAAUGAUGAGAAGAUUAAAGAAAUUACUACAACUUUGUAUCAAGAACUUGACUUCACAGAUUUGGAUUAUGCCACCGGAAUCCAGAAAAAUGCUUAUAACCCUGAAUUUUCUAAAUAAAUUGCAAGAAAUCGAUAAAGAAGUGGUUGAAGAGAUACAAACUUAUCACCCAACAAAUGAGCUCCCAGAAGAUUUAACAAUUGAGAAAGCUAAAGAAAUUAGAGUAUUUGUCCAGAAAGAGACUCAGAAAAAGUUAAAUGAGCUUCAGUCAUUAGGGUUACCUCAAGCACAAUUCCAUGAGAAGUUUGUGAAAGAAAUUGCUAAACUUGAUGAUAUUAUUUACAUUAAAUUUGGAUUCAAGAACAAGGAAGUUCUACAAGCAUUCAAUAAGUACAGACUAAUAGCUGCUCGCUCAGGAAUGGCGGCAUAAGAAAAAGGUAGUAAAAUUCUAAAUUAUCC